GCCGCCCGGGGCCGUCAGCAGCCGUCGGGCCGGGCCGGGGCGGUGCCGCUGUAAGGCCGCUGCCAGAGCCGCCGCCCUGCUCUUCCUUUCUCUUCCCGCCCUGCCAGGAGCCGUGUCCGCCUCAGCCCCAGCCCCAGCCUCCCGCCGCGCUCUGGGCGCUUCUCGCCGGGCAGCGCCGCUUCCCUGACGGGCCGGGCCGAGCCGGGCGGUAGCGGAGGCAGCCGCCGAUGGAGCACCAGCAACCGGGCGCCGCCGAGCGGGAGGCGGAGCGGGAGCGCGGGCGCUACGCGGAGCGUCGGGCCGUGGCCAGGGAGCAGCUGGCGCAAAUACAGGAACACAAGCAUCAGGCAGAGCUGGCCAAGCUGGAAACCAGAAGAGAAGGGGAAGAAAUACAAAGGCUCAACCAGUUGUACCAACUGGAAAUUCAGAGAGGAAGGGAAAAUGAACAGGAGGAAAAACUUGAACUCCAGAGGCAGCAUCAUGAGCAUGUAGCUGAACAGAAAGUAAUUAAAGAUGAAGAGAAACAAAGAGAAGACCAAGAUGAUGAUCGGAUUAGGGCUUACAUUAGAGGAAAAGAAAUGAUGGCUGAUCUGAGAAGAGAAGCAGAUGCAGAGACCAGUAGGCUAGUUCAAGAGCAUCAGGACAAAGCUUUUCAACAACUAGCUGGACAGAUGAAUCAGACAUUGAGGAUGGAAGCUGAACGUUUUGCUCGAGGAGCUGCAGAGGUAGAAGACGAAUACCAAAUGAAAACCAAAGAGAGAGAAGCAAAAAAUAAGGCUGCCAUUGAAUCUAUUGCUGAACACAGAGCCACCGUGGUGAAGAUGAAACUGGAGAAGGAGAUAGAAGAUAAAGCAGAAAAUGAAAAAGAAUGCCAUGCAUUCAUGGAAAAGAACCGCAUCUACUUGGAAGGGGAAGAAGCCAAGAAACAGAGACAACGUGAUGCAAGUGUGGAAGUACAGAAGAUUCAGCUCCAGCAGAUGGCAGAAAAGAAGGCAAAAAAAGAGCAGGAAAAACAAGCGGAUUUGGAUUAUGAUGCUCAGAGAGAGGCUGCUUUUUGUAAAGAGCAAAAAUUUUGGAGAUAAAGACAGUAAGUAACUGAAUGCCAUGAACACACACAACUUUUAUUAUCCUGUCCAAAUGUCCAAAGAGGGAAAACAAUGUGGAUGUGGGCUUUCUAAGCAGAUUUUAGUUCUCCUUUUUUCUCUCUAAGAUAGCACAGGAUACUGUCAGGACUCAGCUGAACUACUGCUUCAGAAAAUUCUGAAAGAACAUGGAAGCUAUGCAGUAGGGAUGUUGUGAAAUAUCAGCUAGUGACCUACAAAUUUAGUUUCAGUUAAAUAGACACCUGUAGAAGUGGAGAAGUAAAUCUACAUAAAAUAUACAUUAAAAUAAAAAGUGUAUGAGGGGAAGGUUGGUUGGUAUAACACUAUCCCCACUCCUCCUUACAAACGUAUAUGAGCUCUCAUCUCACUCACGCUGAGUGAAUGCUUGGAACUGUGUGGGAGUGCUGCAGCUUGCACGGCCCUCAAAGCCCUGCCUGAGAACAGGGCCAAGACUUCCUCAAAGCUGGCACAGACCCAAGGGCUGUCUCAAGUGCUCAGACCUGGUGUGGUGUGGGCUGCUGAGCCGUUUUUGGACAGCAGUGCCUGGCUAGGUGCAGCUGAUGCUCUGUACCCACUUCAAUUAGCGUGGCCCAAACAGGCCCUGUUUGUGGACCGAGGACCCUGCUACUGAGAACUUGACGCGCAUGCAUGUCUGGGGCAGCUUGCCCAGAAUAGUGCUCAGCUGGUGUUGCGGCUCAGUACCCAUCCUGGUAGGAGCACAUCUUGAAGUUUUAUCCAAAAGGAUCUAGUUUGUGAUCACUCCAGAAUGUGAACAAAAGCACAGUAAGUAGGAACAAUCAAGACCUAUCUCAAACUCUCUUCUGAUCUGAACAAAUGCUAGCACAGCUGCACUAUUAGCUAAAAGUCAUGCAGGGUUCUUUCCAAUUAUAUUUGAGUAAUUGACUUGAGUGGAAAUUAUUUUUUAAGAGGGCAUGGCAAUUAGUUUCUGAAAUAGUCUCUAAAUUCUUUUUUUUCACUAAUGAAAAAUUUAUUUCCCUUCUUUCUGAGCCAGUGCUCUUUUAUUACUUCAAACUCUUUCCAGCAAGCAAACAAUGCAAACUUUUAUUAAAGCUUUUGGAUGGCAAAGCUGAAGCCUUAAGAAGAAUCAUUGACUACAGUAAGAGUUAUGCUGGAAGUCUGCAGAGCUUGAUAAUGCUCCAAAUGCAUCGCUAAGUGAACAUUUGCAUGUGCUGACCACUGUGUAAUUGGUGAGUUAAAUGGGUCUUAGUCUACUUCCACAGCAGCAAGAAGCAAGGUGGAUUGCAGCCUCACUUCCUGCUCAGCUUUUUAAAGAAAAAAGCCCUGUUCUGUAGAUUGCAUUCUAAAUCUACAGCCUGCUUCCACGGGCCUUAUACCCCUUUCACUUUGAGCAUCUACAGAAAUACCAAACUCAGCCACCAGGAAACAAUUCUUCCUUUCACUAUACAUAAAGUGAAGUAGGAAUCCUGUGUAUUUUCUAAAUGCACUAAGUGUUGAUUCAUUUGACCACGUUCAGCACGAAAAAAAAGGGCAUGAAUUGAUCACAUACUACUGACUUCCAAAGAUACAUAUGCUUUGUGUGCUUGCUUUAAAUGACUAACUCUAGUUGGUGAUCCCUGUAAAACUGCAAAGAAGUGUUUUUAGAUCAUGGACUUAACUUGAGGUUCUAGAAUUUUUAGUGACAAAACAUUUUGGUAACAUUUCAUUGUUCUUCACAGUUUUCCUUCCUGAAAAGCAAGAAUGGAAAGCCUCUUGCAAGAGUAAUACAGAAGACUUAAGUCAGUUUUAUGUUUGAUGUGUUGAAGAACACAAAGGAAGAAAAAAGGACUGGGAAGAAACUGAGAGAACAGCUCCUUGUGCAAGUAGAAACAUGAAAGCUAUUGAACAGCCUGAGAUAAGAAAUAAAUGAAACUAAGAAAGCUGGGCUUGUUCAGUCUGCCAAGGAGGCAGCUAAGGAUCUAGAACAGCCUGCAGCUGGUUGAAGGGUAGUACAAAUACAGCAGAGCCAAACUCAUCUCAGUAGCAUCAGGUGAUUGAUAUAGCACAGUAAUGUGGGAGAUCAGAUAAUGUCAUGAAAAUUCCCCUUUGGCCAGGAACAUGGUCACUGGCCAAAAAGGUGGUAGUCCUCACCUGGGAAGGCUCUGAAGAUGUAGCAUGUAAGGCAGGAGGCUGACCACCAGGGGUACUUUUCAGCCACUAUUUGAAGAUGGUAACAAAAUGCAGGAAGAUAAAAUACAGCUGGUAAGAGAGAAUCUGCAAAGCAGGACGUACUCUACUACCUAGUGUCAUUACUGGUAGGGGCUAUUAGCUGAAGUUUUAACUAACAGCUAUCAAAUCAGAAUAUGCUCUGAGAAGUGACUAUUAAACUUGAAUUGGGUUAACAUCUUACCCUCUCUGGUGGGGUGCUGGCUUGCUUCGGGUUAUAGCAUGUGUAAUUUCAUAGGUAGUGGUCUUAUAAGAAGGCUAGGAUCUUAGAAAUGCAAGUCUCCUUGGGGGACUGAACCAGAUACCUUAAAUCCCACUGCCUUUUUUCCAAACCUGUCACUCAACUCUGUGGAAAUAAACUGGCAACUUAUGUGUGAAGACAUGAGCUUCCAGGGUCAAGCAUGAUGUUCUCAACAGUACUACAACUCUGAUCACUGCAUAGCUAUUAGCAGUAUUGACUCUCCAGAUUUAAUGCAAUUCUGACAUAGGAAAUGGAAGAGAAGUUUUCAAAAAUGUCUCGUCCUAGGUUGGUGUGACUUUGCUCACAGUGCAGUUCUUCACUGUCAGGUACCAUUCCGUAGGGUAGAGUUACUAGUUCCAUUCAAGUUCUUGAAUGUUACAGUCUGCUACUGCUCAGCUCAGAGGAAGAUUGAAGAGGACACAACUGGAAAUAUUCUACUGCUGAAGAGUAGAGUUGACAGCAUGGGGUGAUUAAUGACUGACAUUUUCAGGUGCCAACAGAGACUGACUGUUACUCCUGAAACCAUUUUCUAAAUCUCUGUUGGUUUUAGGCCAAAGAACUCAUUCUGUUUUAUUUUUUUUUUUCCCAGAGUCCUGUUACUGACUCACAUGUUUGAUAUCUCUUGAAAUAGAAGAAAGAUAUAAAUAAUAUGCAAUUUUCUUCCUUGUUCUUGGCAAUGCAGCCUUGUCUCUGAUGAAUUCUCCUUGUUCUGGCAGUGCCAUCUAUCUAGUCGUUCCCUUGGCAUUCUUGCAGCACCGUCAGUACAAUCUAAGCUUUUAAGUUUAGUCUAUUGUGGCCUUCACAAUUAAGAAUGAGAGCCCACAAAGGAAAUAUGUGCUAGACACCUAAGGAGAAAUGUGAUUCAAACCCACCAUUUAAUCUGUUAAACCAAUCUUUAAAAAGAUCAAAAACAGCCUUAAAGCGUAGUUGUUCAUAGCUGCUUGAUACUAUCUUGUAUAAGCCAGAAUGGUAGUGUUGUUUUUGUCUCAGUUUCUUAUCUCCAAUACAUUAUCCAGAGAAACGUACAAUUCCUUUAUAUACUGAAGGCCUCAUGCAUCAUAACUGCAGGCCCAAUGAAAUUAAAUACUAGAUAAGUUAGUAAUUUUUCCCCUUCCAAAUGAGUAGCACUUGAUUUGGCCUGUUUUGGUCAUAUUUUUUUUUCCUUUUAAAAGAGGUAAAGCCUCGCCCAUGGCAACAUUUACUGGAAGUAAGCAAUAGUUACUGUGCUGACCAGAGCCAGGAUCAGGCUACCAAGAUCUAAAAACUACACAUCCUGCAACUGAUACAGUGAAAGGGGGAAAAUGAAGCCAUUACUGCUUUAGGAUGAUUAUUGUUUCAAUUACAGCCCCUCACUUAAUUUUUCAUUGAAUAAGGAUUACUAAUGACAAAGGAGGACUUAACUCUGUUUCUUUCUUCUUCAGAAAUCCAUCGGACAAGUACAGAAGCAUCCACUACAGAAUAAGAAGCUAGCCACGAUCUUCUAAAAACCCACGUGCCUGUAGAAAAUCUAUCGGUGCCUAAUAGCUGAAACUAACUCUGGAAUAUGGUGGAAGGCAUGCAGUUGGCCAGGAUCUGCCCAUAUCCAGCUCAAGUACCAUAGCUACAGCUAUACAGCAAAUACAGUAUUCUUUUAUGAAGCAAAGCAGUAGAUUCACUUUCUAGGAAGUUAAGAGGUAACAACCUACACAUGUAUCUGAACACUUGUGAUGUUGGAUGUGCUGUACUCCUUGAGUGUUACUAAACCUCAAAGCUUAAUUAAAACUUUACAUUUUGGCUUUAAAAAAUCAGCAAAUAAUAAAAUUAAGUAAAUUGUUUAAAAUAGUAGCAGUAAUA
Anas platyrhynchos (mallard) is the source of this 5361-nucleotide messenger RNA. RefSeq names its product cilia- and flagella- associated protein 210. Gene Ontology annotation, cellular component: axonemal microtubule. Lineage: Eukaryota; Metazoa; Chordata; Aves; Anseriformes; Anatidae. The record is from RefSeq and is a predicted model, not a curated record.